AUGGUAAUAGCUUCUGGUGUAGGAAACCAGACCCAACUGUUGCCCCAGUGCAAUGACUCCUGGUCUGACCCAGCAGGCUCUACAGCCUCAGAGGGCCACACUGCCAACUGCUCAGACAGCAGACAGCUCUGCCUGGUGGACGGGGGCAGUAGCUGUGCAGGGAGAGUGGAGAUCCUGCAGCAGGGCUCCUGGGGCUCCAUCUGUGAUGACAGCUGGGACCUGAGUGAUGCCCAUGUGGUGUGCAGACAGCUGGGCUGUGGAGUAGUCCUGGAGGCCACCAUCUCUGCUCACUUUGGAGAGGGAUCAGGACCCAUCUGGCUGGAUGAGGUGAACUGCACAGGAGAGGAGGUCCAUGUGUGGCAGUGCCCUUCCCAGGGCUGGGGGCACAACAACUGCAGUCACAAGGAGGAUACAGGGGUCAUCUGCUCAGAGUUUCUGGCCCUCAGGUUGGUGAGCGAGGACCAGGAGUGUGCCGGGUGGCUGGAGGUUUUCUACAACCAGACCUGGGGCAGUGUCUGCCACAAUCCCAUGGAUGCUAUGACCUUGUCCAUUAUUUGCAGACAGAUUGGCUGUGGGAACACUGGGACUCUGGAUUUCUUGAUUCCUUCCAGAGAAGAGAGCCCACAGCUCCGCCUGGUGGAUGGUGGCAGUCGGUGUGCAGGCAGAGUGGAGAUCCUUCACCAGCAUUCCUGGGGCACUGUCUGUCAUAACGACUGGGGCUUCAAAGAUGCAGAUGUGGUGUGCAGACAAAUGGGCUGUGGAAUGGCCUUCAAUGCCUUGCUCUAUGCACAAUUUGGAGAGGGAUCUGGGCCCAUCUGGUUGACAGACCUGGCAUGCACAGGAGAGGAGGAUUACCUGUGGAAGUGUCCUAUCCUGAGCCAGGGAGAGAACAACUGCAGGCACUCUAAAGAUGCAGGAGUCAUCUGUUCAGGAUUUGUGCAUCUGAUUGGAGGACAUGGACCUUGCUCGGGACGAGUGGAAGUGAAUUCUGGAGGAGAGUGGAUUCCAGUAUCUGAUGGGAAUUUCACAUUACCCACAGCCCAGGUCAUCUGUGCAGAGCUGGGGUGUGGCAAGGCUACAUUUGUCCUGGGGAACCUGCCCUUCAGAGAGCCUGGUGAACAGGUCUGGGCUGAAGAGUUCCAGUGUACGGGACAGGAACCUGGGCUCUGGUUUUGCCCCAGAGUGCCCUGUCCUGGAGGCAGCUGCCUACACAGAGGGGCUGUGCAAGUUGUCUGCUCAGGAUAUACAGAUGUUUGGCUCAUGAAAAAUGGGAGCUCUCAGUGUGAGGGUCAAGUGGAGAUGAAGACCUCUGGAGGCUGGAGAACACUCUGUGCCUCCAACUGGAAUAUGGCCAAUGCCAAUGUUGUUUGCCGCCAGCUGGGCUGUGGAGUCGCCAUCUCCACCCCAAAGGGAGCAUACUUUGUGGAAGGAGGAGAUGAGAUCUGGAGAGACCAAUUCCACUGCUCAGGGUCUGAGUCCUUCCUGUGGAAUUGCCCUGUGACUGCCCUGGGUGUUCCUGCCUGUGCCCAUGGAAACACAGCCUCUGUGGUCUGUUCAGGAAACCAGACCCAGCUGCUGACCCAGUGUAAGAACUCCUGGUCAGACCCAGCAGACUCUGCAGCCUCAGAGGACCACACUGCCAACUGCUCACAGUUCCUGGACCUCAGGCUGGUGAGCGAGGACCAGGAGUGUGCUGGGUGGCUGGAGGUUUUCUACAACGACACCUGGGGCAGCAUCUGCAACAGCCCUAUGGAACCCAUGACUUUGUCCAUGAUCUGCAGACAGCUUGGCUGUGGGGACACUGGGACCCUAGAUUUCUUGGUUCCUCCCAGGGAAGGUUCUAGACCCCGCUGGGUGGAUAAAAUCCGCUGUCGGGAAACUGAUACCUCUCUCUGGCAGUGUCCUUCUGACCCCUGGAAACACCAAUCUUGCUCUGCAAAGGAGGAAGCUCAUAUCACAUGUACAGGUGACCUACUGUCUAUUUCUUUACUUGAAAAUUUGCCCUAUGAGGUGACACCAUUUACCACUUCUGUUGUUGUCACUCUCCAGUUUAACCACUCCCCUCAUCCAGAAAGGCUGAAGUACCAGGCUCGCCAGGCUCCUCUGUCUCCUGUUCCUGGUGCUCCAGUAUCCUUGAACACAACUGAGAUAACAUCCUGGACUCUCUAUUCCCGACUUUCUCCCUUUGAGGCACUCUACUCCCUCCCACCCCAUCUCUGUGUAUGGUCACACUAUUGA
This is a messenger RNA of Marmota monax (woodchuck), 2238 nucleotides long. Its product is annotated as antigen WC1.1-like. The transcript is spliced from 10 exons. Gene Ontology annotation, cellular component: membrane. The record is from RefSeq and is a predicted model, not a curated record. Bases 1 to 2238 code for a protein of 745 amino acids. Lineage: Eukaryota; Metazoa; Chordata; Mammalia; Rodentia; Sciuridae.